AUGAGACAGGUUCAUUUGAAAUACAAUUGGGGCUGGGCAAGUAGCAACCCCAUUCAACUCUCCCUCUACAUCCGAGCCUUGCAGAUCUUCCAGGCCAUACCCUUUGAAGAUGUCAAAUCUUACUUCCAGAUCGCUGGCAUUCACGGUCUUCCUGCUAUUCCCUGGGACAAUGACCCAGUCCCGAUGGAGGCAAGCAAAUCUUACAACAGCAACUACGCAUCAUCGGACAUCACUCCUGAUUUCUAUUGUCCGCAUAACUCUAUCCUUUUCCCCACUUGGCAUCGCGUGUAUGUGCUGUUGUUUGAGCAGCGACUCUGGGAGAUCAUGAACUCGGAGAUCGUGCCUCAAGUCACUGGCUCUCAACAGGCUGUGUGGCAGGAAGCGGCUAAUAGCUGGCGGUUGCCAUACUGGGAUUGGGCUGCGGAUCCCAGUGUGCCAUCAGUUGUUCGUGGGGAUAAUGUCUCCAUCGUUGAAUUCGAUGGCAAGACCGUUAUUUCUACUUCCAAUCCGCUGUACCAGUUCAGCACGGGUGCUAUCUCAACCUUCCAGAAGACGCGCUCAGUUCCUCUGUUCAAUGAUCGGUCUAGUCUCGGACAAUGGACUAUCUUUAACGACCCCCCGAUGGCUUAUACCUCUGGGACCAGCAGAUGGGGUCUUAGUAACAGUCUAAACAACCAAGAUGUCUUGACACCUCAGCAGACCGCUGGUAUUCAAAACAAUCACUUGGUUGACCUGGCACUACAAGACCCCAAUUGGGCCGUGAUCAAAGUGGGCCCUAACCAAGACAUUCCUACUGGCUUCAACGGUUCGAUUCUGGAUCAAGUCAGCCCGCUCUUCGUUCCAACCAACUUCGAUAACUAUGCCGAGUUCGCCACUACUGCACAUGGCGGCAAUGAGCCAAAUGGAUGGCUGUCCCUUGAGAUGAUCCACAACUAUAUCCACGUGAUGGUUGGAGGUUUAGGAUGGAACCUGGACCCCACUCAGGAAACCGGUAGCGGGCCAGCAAAUUAUUCCUAUGGCCAUAUGUCUGAUCUUGGCACUGCUGCCUAUGACCCCAUCUUCUGGCUGCAUCACUGCAACGUUGAUCGUCAGUUUGCUAUCUAUCAGUAUAACAAUGGAAAAGGACAGUGGUUCACUGGGGCUACAGCGGAUACCGAUCCCACCGCCCAGGAUAGCCUCUAUCCAUUCCAUACCGAUACCAAGUUUACAAACUGGAACUCUGAUGGCGUCCAAGAUUGGACGUCGCUUGGAUAUACGUAUCCCGAUCUCGCGCCUGAAACAGGCCCCUCUGGCACUGCUCCUCUUGAGCUUGUUCAGAAGCGCCUCACUGAGAAAUACGGAGUCCUACGAAGAGUUCUCCACAAGGUUGGUUCCACACAGAAGAUUGAAGGUCUCGACAAUGACUAUGUGAUCAAUGUCAUCUACAAUCGAUUUGACUUGAACGGAAUUAGUUACAGUAUCCACUUCUUCAUCGGUAAGGAAAGUGAUAUUCCCAAAUCUCCUGCGGAUUACAAGCUGAGCGUUGAUUACAUCGGCGGUAUCCACACGUUUUCCUCUAACUAUUGGACUCGCGGCAACAAGAAUGGCGUCAACUGCGAGAACUGCCAGAAGCAGCAAAAGAUCCAUCAGCUGUCGAAGGGUCAGGUCCCAGUUACUCUUGCGCUCCUGCAGCGAGCGCUGAACAAGGAUGAGAGAUGGGCUGCUAUUAGCCAUCUUGGAAAAGACCAUGUUGUUGAGUACAUGACUAAACAUCUCCAUUGGAGAGCUGUCGCUGUGCCAAAUCAACUGCUUAAUACAGAUGAUCUGCCCAAUCUCAAGGUUUUCUUCAAGGCUGGAAAGGCGGAGCAUCCAGAGGAUCCAGCUAAGCCAUCCAAGUACUUUGGCUAUGAGCAUCAAUGGAAAGUCACCAAGGAUAAGUUUGGAGGAGCGAAGCCGGAGUAG
Messenger RNA from Fusarium odoratissimum NRRL 54006, 1941 nucleotides. RefSeq lists its product as uncharacterized. The record is from RefSeq and is a predicted model, not a curated record. Bases 1 to 1941 code for a protein of 646 amino acids. Lineage: Eukaryota; Fungi; Ascomycota; Sordariomycetes; Hypocreales; Nectriaceae. Gene Ontology annotation, molecular function: oxidoreductase activity. The transcript is spliced from 4 exons.